GGCUCGCCGCAUGCUAAAGCUGCCUCCGAGCGAGAUGCCGUGGCUCCCAGGAGCCGUGUCGGCCGCUGCUUCAUCAAAGAGUGCAGACGGUGGCAGCAGCGAUCUCGACGCCACCGGCGGCUGCGCCGUCUGCUGCAGCUCCAGCGAUGGCGGCGACGGGUGCGCCGGCUGUGCCAGGAGAUCCGCUGCCGGAGCCGCUGCGAGCGUUGCGGUGCGAGCCGAUGCGCGAGGCGUCGACUCGAGCAGCGAUAUGCGGGCCGCGUGCGGCUGCGCCACGAUGGCCGUGGCGUCCGAGAUCGUCCAGUUUGUUGGGCUGGCGCUUGUCUUCCUCUUUGUGCAGUGGCGGACGGGCUAUUCGCCGCUGCAGGCGACGGCCGCCUUCAUCGACGCGAUCCGUUCGCUCGGCCCCGUCCUCGGAGGCGCCGCCUACGUCGCGCUGCUGGCCGCGCUGCAGACGGUUCCUCUCGCAGCCGGCUUUUACUUGGUGCUCCUCGCCGGCGCGGCCUUCGGCGUGCAGUACGGCACCUUCCUCGUCGUGGUGGGCUCGACCCUCUCCACCUUAUUCUGCAGCCUCCUCGCGCGCGCGAUGGCGCGCACCCGCUACGAGCGACGCAUGCUGCGCGGCUCGCCGCACCUCGCCGCCCUCAACACCGCCCUCGGGACGGAGCCCUUCCGGCUGGUGCUGCUGCUGCGCCUCUCCACGUUUGUGCCCUUCACGUGGUCCUCCUACCUGGUCGGCCUCUCGCACGCCGACAUGCCCCGCCUCCUCGCCGCCACCGCCAUCGGAUCCGCGCCAAACUCGCUCGCAUACGUCUCGAGCGGCGCCCUCGGGGCAGAGGCACGGCGCGACGCUCAUCAAAAGGUGGUUGUGGCUGGCGGGCCGCCAGCCGACCCGGCGCUUCUCCUUCUCGGCGCCGUCGCCGCCGUCCUCGCCGCAGCGCUCCUCGGCCGCACUGCCGCGGAUGCAAUGCGCUCGCGAGGCGCCCCAUGCGACCGCAGAACCUCCCCACACACGCGCCUCUCCCUCGAGUCCCUCGAGUCCACCGGUGCCCCGGCCAACCUCGGCGGCGGAAGCGGCGGCGGCAGCAGCAGUGCGGGGGCGUCGCCGCCGCUGGGCGCGCGCAGCGGCGUCGAGCCGCGCAGAGUCGCAGAAGGGAAGCGAGCCGUGUCGCCUGCGAUGGUGUGA
Emiliania huxleyi CCMP1516 is the source of this 1186-nucleotide messenger RNA. RefSeq lists its product as hypothetical. The record is from RefSeq and is a predicted model, not a curated record. Bases 11 to 1186 code for a protein of 391 amino acids. The transcript has 4 exons. Lineage: Eukaryota; Haptophyta; Isochrysidales; Noelaerhabdaceae.